GGUCAUUUUCUGUAUCGUUCAUGUUUUUAUAUAACUUAUUACAACCAGGAGCCGGAUGUGUUUCUUUCAUGCGCAUGCGCAUCGUUAAGGUCUCCUUCGUUUUCACCUCUAGAUAGGCCCUUGGAACUGUUAAGGUUCGACGAACUAAUAACAAAGUUAACUAUGUACGCCUGUGCUAAAGUCGCCCAACAGUCAGCUAGAUGUCUGAGCAUUGCCAGUCGCUCAGCUUUAAGGCCAUUGGGAAGCACAGUUGUUGUACGGUCUGAGCCUCAGCCAAGUGCUAGCUUAUCUAAUUACAGUGGAAACAAUGUAUUCAGUCUAGUAUCCAAAAAUCCCAACUUUUCAUCUCUUAUCAACCAGAUCAGAACUUUCCAGACCAGUGCCAUCCAGAGGGAUAUCGAUCAAGCUGCCAAAUACAUUGGUGCUGGAGCUGCCACAGUGGGUGUUGCUGGAUCUGGUGCUGGAAUUGGAAGUGUUUUUGGAAGUCUGGUUAUUGGCUAUGCUCGUAAUCCAUCAUUGAAGGGACAGUUAUUCUCCUUUGCAAUUCUUGGAUUUGCUCUGUCUGAGGCUAUGGGUCUGUUUUGUCUUAUGAUGGCCUUCCUGCUAUUGUUUGCAUUUUAACAUCAUUAUUGCAAGCAUAGAGCACAUUUACAUUUUGUUACUAAGAAAAAAAACAACUUAGCAAUUGAUCUUAAAGAUAUAAUGGUUAUUGUUUGCGAAGAUGUGUGUGUGCAUAAAAGACCAAGUAAAAUUCUUAUGAAUCUUGUAAAGGGAAAAUAUGCAUAGACCAAGAGAACUUGUUGGCAGUAAUUUGUCAACGGGUGGGAGUAUUUAUUAGUAUUGGGAGUUAAUUGUAGUUCUGUUUUCUGCUGUAUUUUAUAGUUUUAAUGACUGAAUUUGGAGGUACUACUAUACAGCUAUCUACUAACUUGACUAAAGAGACAAAGCAGAUAGCAUUGUUUAUGUAGCAGCCAAGUUGAAUAUGUUAGUUUUGCCUCUGUAUACUGUAUUUGUGAUAAAGAACAAUUUAAUGCCAAUAAAUUCAGUAUCAUGUAUUAGAUGAGUGUUUUUUAUCUUUUUUAUUUUGACUAUUCUGAUCUUUUUCCUUCAGUUGGGUAAUUUUUUUCAAACUGUUGUCAGCUAUUGGUUACAAGCUCUGGUUUAGUAUAUUUUUCAUUGUAAAAGAUGGUUCGAUUGAAGGUUUGUGAGCUACUGUACAGUUCUUUUCAACCUUUUAGGGGUUGCUGAAAGAAGAAUAAAAUCUUGUUUUGAUAAA
This is a messenger RNA of Biomphalaria glabrata, 1276 nucleotides long. Its product is annotated as ATP synthase lipid-binding protein, mitochondrial-like. The record is from RefSeq and is a predicted model, not a curated record. Gene Ontology annotation, biological process: proton transmembrane transport; proton motive force-driven ATP synthesis. The transcript has 6 exons. Bases 163 to 621 code for a protein of 152 amino acids. Gene Ontology annotation, molecular function: proton transmembrane transporter activity. NCBI's taxonomy places the organism in Eukaryota, Metazoa, Mollusca, Gastropoda, Planorbidae.